AUGUCGGAUGUGAAUGCGAUAGAUGAAAACGAGCGAGAGCAGCUGGAAGAGUGUGAAGAAGUAGAUAACACUGCAUUAGCCGCCAUGGUCUUCAUCUUAGGCACCAGUUUUCCCGAGCGACAGCUCGUUAGAAAAGCUCUGCGCUCAUUUUUCGGCAUCGGCGAGCUGCGAUGCAACCAGCUGAUGGCUCGAUUCCAUAUCCAUCCCACUUCGACCGUCGGUGAACUGGCAACUAGACAGGUCCUGGAUUUGACUGGUGCAUUGUCAAACAUGAAGAUCGAAAACGACUUGAAGCGAGAGAUUCUCGAUAAUAUCAAGAGACUGAAGACUACUGGAACAUACCGAGGAAGAAGACAUGCUCUCAACCUUCCCGUUAGAGGACAGAACACCAGAAGCCAGAUCAAAAAUGCUAUCAAAUUCAACCGCAUUGACAGAAAACUAUGA
Molecule: messenger RNA, 444 nt
Organism: Trichophyton rubrum CBS 118892
Lineage: Eukaryota; Fungi; Ascomycota; Eurotiomycetes; Onygenales; Arthrodermataceae
Product: putative mitochondrial 37S ribosomal protein SWS2
Exons: 4
Coding region: 1-444 (147 amino acids)
Biological process (GO): translation
Cellular component (GO): mitochondrion; small ribosomal subunit; ribosome
Molecular function (GO): structural constituent of ribosome; RNA binding
Source: RefSeq, a predicted model, not a curated record